Molecule: messenger RNA, 1981 nt
Organism: Arvicanthis niloticus (Nile rat)
Lineage: Eukaryota; Metazoa; Chordata; Mammalia; Rodentia; Muridae
Source: RefSeq, a predicted model, not a curated record
AGACCUUCACCAUGCUUGCCACUGCAGGCUCCCUGGUGGCUAACAUCUGCUCAGCAAUCCAUCUCUGGACUCUCCUGCUGGCUGCUCUCACUACCUAGCUCACUACCUCAAAAACAGUCACCCCCAAGAACUACCCUCCUGGACCAUGGCGCCUGCCAUUUGUGGGCAACUUGUUCCAGUUAGAUUUAGAUUUUUCACGUCUGCAUUUGGGGAUACAACCGGAAUUAUUUCCUCCAGUGGUGAAACAUGGAAGGAACAAAGAAUGUUCACACUGAUGACACUCAAGAAUUUUGGUUUAGGGAAGAAGAGCUUAGAACAGCGCAUACAGGAGGAGGCUCACCAUCUUGUGGAGGCUAUAGGAGAAGAAAAAGGACAGCCUUUUGACCCUCACUUCAGGAUCAACAAGGCAGUUUCCAAUAUCAUUUGUUCCAUCACUAUUGGGAAGCGCUUUGAGUAUGAGGACACUCAGUUUCAGGAGCUACUAAAGUUAAUAGAUGAGACCGUGUGUCUGGAGGCAUCAAAGGUGUUAAUGCUCUACAAUGUCUUUCCAUCCAUAUUUAAAUAUCUUCCUGGACCACAUCAAAAAGUUUUCAGCAACUGGGAAAAAUUGAAAUUAUUUGUUUCCCAUGUGAUGGAGAGUCACCGUAAAGAUUGGAAUCCUGCUGAGCCAAGAGACUUCAUUGAUGCUUUCCUUACAGAAACGACAAAGUACCCAGACAAGACUACAAGUUUUAAUGAAGAAAACCUCAUCUGCAGCACUCUGGACCUCCUCGUUAAUGGAACACUGACACCAUCCACAGCACUGCGCUGGGCUCUGCUCUACAUAACGGUUAACCCUGAAGUGCAAGAAAAAGUACACUCUGAGAUUGACAGAGUGAUUGGCCAUGGUAGACAGCCAAGUAUAGAUGACCGAGACUCCAUGCCCUACACCAAUGCUGUCAUCCAUGAAGUGCUGAGGAUGGGCAACAUUGUCCCCUUGAAUUUUCCCAGGGAAGUAGCAGCUGAUAGCACAUUGGCUGAAUUCCAUCUGCCUAAGGGCACCAUGGUCCUGACCAAUUUGACUGCUCUACAUAGGGACCCCAAAGAGUGGGCCACUCCAGAUGUCUUUAAUCCAGAGCACUUUUUGGAAAAAGGACAUUUUAAGAAGAGACAAUCCUUUCUGCCCUUCUCAGUGGGAAAGAGAGCUUGCCCUGGAGAACAACUGGCCAGAACUGAGCUGUUCAUUUUCUUCUCUGCCCUUAUGCAAAAAUUUACCUUCAAGCCCCCAGUCAAUGAGAAGCUGAGCCUGAAGUUCAGAAUGGGCCUAAACCUUGCCCCAGUCAGCUACCGCAUCUGUGCUCUCCCUAGACAAUGAUGCUGGAGAAGAAAAAAGAAAAAAAGAACAGGAAGACAUGGUGUAUGCCCUGAAGUUUCUGGGACUUGCUCAUAUGAGAGGAGAAAGACAUCACAGAAUGAAGGUAAUUCAAGAAAUACUGAAGAAAUUGAGCUAAAAAAACUGAAUCAAAUUUCUGUAUUCCUGUACCCUCAACUUGGCAGUGGGAAAAUCAUUUAUGAGCUCAGUGAAAUAGCUUUUCAUCUAAAAGUUUCAAGGAGAAGGGUCCUUACCCCCUAUAAAUGCAUUAAAUUGAAUUAAAAAUUAAAAUUUCAAACUAAAUUUUUAUUAACAAAAUUUAAAUUUGCUAAGUUCAUCAUGAGUCACAUGUAGUGUACCAUCACUGUGCCUAGUUCUUAUUUUUAUACAAUUGUAUUUGUUUCUGGUCUAUUGAAAUGUCAGCCUAAAACGGUACAAAGAGAGAAUAUAAGAAUCAGAACUCAGUUUCUGAUUGUAUCCACAGAAAUAGACCAUACUCUCUCAUCUGACAGAUCUUUCAAUAACUUAUGUAGUUCUACUUCCAAGUCGUAUUAGGAACCAGCAGAGCAGGCAUCCCUACAUGUAGGUAGAUAAAGUGAGUGGAAAAAAAUCAGUUUCAUUUUUUAAUUU